Messenger RNA from Coccinella septempunctata (seven-spotted ladybird), 675 nucleotides. RefSeq lists its product as uncharacterized. NCBI's taxonomy places the organism in Eukaryota, Metazoa, Arthropoda, Insecta, Coleoptera, Coccinellidae. The transcript is spliced from 3 exons. Bases 79 to 627 code for a protein of 182 amino acids. The record is from RefSeq and is a predicted model, not a curated record.
AUGGAAUGACAAUCGACAAUGUCAUUUCGAUAACUCCCUUUCAAAGUUUUGUCCUUGUUAUAAAUUCCUGUUCGAGAAAUGGCCGAAGAAGAACAGCCUCCUACAAUAUCGGAAAUAGAACCUCCCUCAGUACCGCAAGAUGAAGAAGUUGAAGUUAACAAAGCCCAAGGGUUGAAUGAAAAUUUCUUCUACAACACUAUGCUUGCUCGAGCUCUUCUGCAGAUUCUACCUAAUAGAGAUAGGAAGAGUGUCAAAAACUGGUUGGAUAAACUGGCAGAUAUGGAUCAAAAUGAUGAUGAAAUAACUCUCAGACAUGAAUACAUGUGGUUCUUACUUCUGAUGAUGGAAACGAGGAAGAUCAGAGAACCGUUCAACAUGUUACCCCCAAAAGAUUUGGUACCGCUAAAGGAUGCCGUUCCUACCAACGUGUACGAAGAAGUUCUUUUGUGGAACGAUCAGACUAGUUUCUCAUCAGAAAAGGAACAUGAUACUAAAGCAGAGACUCUGUCUGAGAAAGGUCCACCUGUUAAGACCUCUUCGCCUGCUAAAUUCAUCGAGAAUAAUCCAUGGCCAAAGCAGGGAGUCGUUUGCUACUUAGCUGCUUUCAGUGAUCGUGAUACUUAUUGAUAAUUAUGUGUUUGAAUACCUAAUGGAAAAUAAAUAUUUAUGAAUGAA